CCCUACCCCACCCAACAUUUCCACGCCCCACCCUCACAACCACCCUACACCCAUCAACAUCCUCCAAGAUGGCCACAAAACCAACCCUCGCCGAAUCUUCCACAACACCCCAUCUCCCAACAGCACUAUCACAACAACUCGCGCUCCCGCUCUCAUACCACCAUGCUCCCCCCGGACCAACCACAUACACCUGUUCCUGCCACUGCUCUCGCAUCCGCUUCACCAUCACGCUCCCUCUAUCGCUAACAGACCCGAACUGCGAAGUCGUAGAAUGCAAUUGCUCGAUCUGCACGCGGAACGCGUAUUUGUUGGUCUACGUUCCCGGGCGGGAUCUGUUAUUUCUGAAUGGGGAGGGGGAGCGGGGGUUAAGGCACUACCAAAUCCACCCGAACGACCCUAACACGCACCUCUUCUGCCCUGUCUGCGGUACAGCCUGCCUAACAACACCAUCCAACCAACCCGCCUCGAUAAGCCUCCCAGGCCAAAGCAUCUGGGGCGUCAAUGUCCGAACGGUGGAACGACUGAAUCUAAGGAGAUUGCGGAUCAAGAUGAUUGAUGGCACGUGUGAUGAGUAUAUAAGUGCGAUGGGUGAUUAUCUUGCCAGUACGUGAGGGGUACAUUGGGGUGGGCGUGCGAGAAGUUCAAAGAGUUAUGGAGCGCGGCCUGGGUUUUAUACCGUAGUGGUAUAGUUUAUGAUAAACAGUUUUGUUCGAGGCAUGCGCUUUUGGCUUUCUUAAUUCCAGUCUGUGUAGAUACGGCAGUGAAUAGCGUUAGCAGAGGCAAGAUUGUAUUGCAGGAGUUGACUCUUCUGUUUAGGUGUUCGUUGGCUACACCUACAAUCCUAUGAUCAUGA
Molecule: messenger RNA, 853 nt
Organism: Westerdykella ornata
Lineage: Eukaryota; Fungi; Ascomycota; Dothideomycetes; Pleosporales; Sporormiaceae
Exons: 2
Coding region: 69-611 (180 amino acids)
Molecular function (GO): carbon-sulfur lyase activity
Source: RefSeq, a predicted model, not a curated record